Pyricularia pennisetigena is the source of this 186-nucleotide messenger RNA. RefSeq lists its product as uncharacterized. The transcript is spliced from 3 exons. The coding region runs from base 1 to 186 and encodes 61 amino acids. Lineage: Eukaryota; Fungi; Ascomycota; Sordariomycetes; Magnaporthales; Pyriculariaceae. The record is from RefSeq and is a predicted model, not a curated record.
AUGCCAUUUCCAUAUACGUGCUAUUUUUCCAAAAUAAUUAUACAAAUUAUCCAACCGAAUUUAAUGCGCAACGCGUACGACACGACCGGGUUAAAAGGAAAUUCGCAGUUUAAAGCGAUCCAGCAAAUUCGGUACGAUAUUUUAGUAAAACGGUUUUUCAUAUUAACCGCUGGUACCACGCCUUAA